UGUUCGGAAGGGACACAUCAUCGCCUGAGCUGUUAAUACAAUCUCGUACGCAUCACGCAUAUCGUGCUGUUCGUCAAGAAAAAGGGUAUUGUUAUUCAGUGUCAGUCUAUUCAGGCACAUUUUCCAGGCGCCCUUUCUGCGCGCGGUGCAUUGCGGGAGCGUCGCGUCUCUUGUAUCGAGCGAAACCGGUAAGCGCAAACUGAACAGCACAAUUAAAGGGGAAAUGGGACACGAAUAUAACUGUGCCACAAUGCAUUACUUAUUGUCAUUACCAUAGUGUGAAGGAGGUGUGUUGGCCGUUACGUGUGUCAGUGACACUUUUUAAACAUGUCGGUGCGGGAAUCUUUUAACCCGGAGAGUUAUGAACUCGACAAGAACUUCAGACUAACACGCUUCACAGAGCUCAAGGGAAUGGGCUGCAAAGUCCCUCAAGAUGUGCUCCAGAAACUUCUAGAAUCCCUGCAGGAAAACCAUUAUCAGGAAGAUGAGCAAUUCCUCGGGGCUGUAAUGCCCAGACUAGGCAUUGGUAUGGACACCUGUGUGAUUCCGUUGAGACACGGAGGCUUGUCACUUGUGCAGACCACAGACUAUAUCUACCCCAUAGUGGACGACCCAUAUAUGAUGGGGAGAAUUGCGUGUGCCAAUGUGCUGAGUGAUCUGUAUGCCAUGGGAGUAACAGAGUGCGAUAACAUGCUGAUGCUUCUUGGCGUCAGCAACAAACUCACAGAGAAGGAGCGUGAUAAGGUCAUGCCUCUGGUCAUCCAGGGGUUUAAGGAUGCAUCUGAGGAGGCGGGAACCUCUGUUACAGGAGGCCAGACUGUUAUCAAUCCUUGGAUAGUCCUGGGAGGCGUGGCCACAACAGUGUGCCAACCUAAUGAGUUCAUUAUGCCAGAUAAUGCAGUACCAGGGGACGUGCUGGUUCUUACCAAACCUCUAGGAACACAAGUGGCGGUCGCAGUGCACCAGUGGCUGGACAUCCCAGAGAAAUGGAAUAAGAUAAAGUUGGUCGUCACUCAGGAGGAUGUUGAACUGGCUUAUCAGGAGGCCAUGCUGAACAUGGCUCGACUCAACAGAACAGCGGCCGGGCUGAUGCACACCUUCAAUGCACACGCAGCAACUGACAUCACAGGGUUUGGGAUCCUGGGUCACGCUCAGAAUCUGGCCCGGCAGCAGCGUACAGAGGUGUCCUUCGUUAUUCACAACUUGCCGGUUCUCGCCAAGAUGGCAGCCGUCAGCAAAGCUUGCGGGAACAUGUUUGGCCUCAUGCACGGCACCUGCCCAGAGACCUCAGGGGGUUUGCUGAUCUGUCUUCCACGUGAGCAAGCGGCCCGUUUUUGCGCCGAGAUCAAAUCUCCCAAGUACGGCGAGGGUCACCAGGCGUGGAUCAUCGGCAUCGUAGAGAAAGGCAACCGUACGGCACGCAUCAUCGACAAACCCCGCAUCAUCGAAGUCGCACCGCAAGUGGCCACACAGAAUGUCAACACCACCCCGGGAGCCACGUCUUAAACCUGACCCCGUGACCCCUGAGUGGCCCGAACGGCUCGCGCACUCUAGCCUCACCUGAAAUAUAUCAGCAUAAUGAUAUAUAAAACGUCUGCCCACCUUGGCCUACGGGCAGAUUCCUCUACAUGGACACGGUUAUAAAGCAGAAGAACAUUUAACAAAUAAAAUUUGAUUGCCUUUUUA
This is a messenger RNA of Cyprinus carpio (common carp), 1686 nucleotides long. RefSeq names its product selenide, water dikinase 1. NCBI's taxonomy places the organism in Eukaryota, Metazoa, Chordata, Actinopteri, Cypriniformes, Cyprinidae. Gene Ontology annotation, biological process: L-selenocysteine biosynthetic process. The record is from RefSeq and is a predicted model, not a curated record. Gene Ontology annotation, molecular function: selenide, water dikinase activity; ATP binding. Gene Ontology annotation, cellular component: cytoplasm.